Molecule: messenger RNA, 1671 nt
Organism: Postia placenta MAD-698-R-SB12
Lineage: Eukaryota; Fungi; Basidiomycota; Agaricomycetes; Polyporales; Adustoporiaceae
Exons: 11
Coding region: 1-1671 (556 amino acids)
Biological process (GO): tRNA wobble base 5-methoxycarbonylmethyl-2-thiouridinylation
Cellular component (GO): elongator holoenzyme complex; cytoplasm; nucleus
Molecular function (GO): iron-sulfur cluster binding; acyltransferase activity, transferring groups other than amino-acyl groups
Source: RefSeq, a predicted model, not a curated record
AUGGUGCAAAGAACGAAGACAGAGGGCCCCUCACAGGCCGAGCAGCUGUUACGAGUCACCGCUGGUAUUGCGGCGGAGCUUAUCAAAGCGCACGAUGCGAACCAGACAGUUUCGCUCAACGAGCUUCGGGCAAAGAUGAGCAAGAAGUAUGGGUUUGGUGGCGUGCCCCGGCUGGUGGAUAUUAUCAGUGCUAUACCCGAUGACUAUAAGAAAGCUUUGCUGCCCAAACUCAAGGCACGUCCAAUCCGUACGGCGAGUGGGAUCGCUGUCGUCGCGGUGAUGUGUAAACCACAUCGAUGUCCACACAUCGCUAUGACUGGAAACAUAUGCGUCUAUUGUCCAGGAGGACCAGAUUCAGACUUUGACUAUAGCACACAAAGUUAUACCGGCUAUGAGCCUACUAGCAUGCGUGCCAUCCGUGCUCGUUAUGACCCGUACGAGCAAACUCGGGGACGGGUAGAACAGCUCAAGAGUCUGGGUCAUAACGUGGACAAGGUCGAAUUCAUUGUCAUGGGCGGCACGUUCAUGAGCAUGCCCGAGGACUACCGGAAUAAAUUCAUUGCACAAUUGCACAACGCCCUAUCGGGCUUCACCGGAUUCGAUGUUGACGAGGCCGUCAGAUAUUCCGAACAGAGCAAAUCAAAAGCAAUCGGUAUCACGAUUGAGACCCGACCCGACUACUGUCUAAGACCUCAUCUGAGUCAGAUGCUGCGUUACGGCUGUACCCGUUUGGAAAUUGGCGUUCAAUCCGUGUACGAAGACGUUGCUCGUGAUACUAAUCGCGGGCACACCGUCCGCGCAGUGUCGGAGUCCUUCCACCUUGCGAAAGAUGCAGGGUUCAAGGUUGUUGCGCACAUGAUGCCAGACCUCCCAAAUGUGGGCGUAGAGCGCGAUCUGGAGCAAUUCAAAGAAUACUUUGAAAAUCCAGCCUUCAGGAGUGAUGGGCUGAAGAUUUAUCCGACACUUGUCAUCAGAGGCACCGGACUCUAUGAAUUGUGGAGGACGGGGCGCUACAAAAACUACACGCCGAAUGUGCUCGUAGAUGUCGUGGCACGGAUCCUGGCGCUCGUCCCUCCGUGGACACGGGUGUACCGCGUGCAAAGGGACAUUCCCCUGCCCCUGGUUACGAGCGGCUGCGAAAAUUCCGGGAACCUCCGUGAGUUGGCCCUGAACCGCAUGAAGGACUUCGGCGCAGAGUGUCGUGAUGUACGAUUUCGCGAAGUCGGGAUCCAUGAGAUUCACCACAAGGUCCGCCCUGAGUCCGUUGAACUGCUCCGCCGAGACUACGCGGCCAACGGGGGCUGGGAGACCUUCCUGUCGUACGAAGACCCCGAACGUGAUAUCUUGAUUGGAUUGCUCCGUCUGCGAAAAUGCUCGGACGAGGGCACCUUCCGGCCUGAAUUAGUGAAGAAGGAAGGUGAAGAGGGUGGCUGUAGCAUCGUGCGCGAGCUGCACGUCUACGGAACCGCAGUACCGGUUCACGGGCGUGAUCCGACGAAAUUUCAGCACCAGGGCUUCGGCACACUUCUCAUGGAGGAAGCGGAACGAAUAGCGCGCGAAGAGCAUGGCAGUGUCAAGCUGGCCGUCAUUUCUGGCGUUGGCACUCGAGAUUAUUAUCGACGGCUCGGUUACGAGCUGGACGGACCAUACAUGAGCAAAUCCCUACUAUGA